Molecule: messenger RNA, 1529 nt
Organism: Homarus americanus (American lobster)
Lineage: Eukaryota; Metazoa; Arthropoda; Malacostraca; Decapoda; Nephropidae
Exons: 8
Coding region: 321-1355 (344 amino acids)
Source: RefSeq, a predicted model, not a curated record
CGUGAUUUCAACACAUGAGAAAUAAGAAUUUUUUCGAGGAUGUUGCAAUUAAGUUCGAACGUCCUUCAAGUAAGAAAACACCACUCCACUUGAUUCAGAAAGACUGAGAUUGGAGUCCGCGUGCUGUGCAGUCGUGGCUAGGGCGCUGGGUGAGCAGCUGUAGUUCGCCCGGUUAGCGACUUCCCAUAGGAGGCUGGAUGACUGCUGGCUACCUCCAGACUAUACCGGCUACUAACAUACAAGGGUCUUCGUACUCAGGUAAUGAAUAUCUGAAAGAUAAGGGAGCUAGUGAAGUUUCGUGGUGAUAAAAACAAGAGCUGAUGAUGCGUCGUCUAAGAGCGCCAAGUUUGAGCUGUGUGGUGGCGAUGGUGGUGUUAGUGGCCGCCCUGGUCUGUUACAGCACCACUCACCUGCCCCAAGUCCUCCCCUGGUUCACGGACCCCUGCACCCAUGAGUGCCUGGGACCAUACUUUUCCGGACGGAUUCAUCUAGAAGACCCGGAGCUCGUGCCCUUGUUGAAAGAGAGAUACCUACACCCGCCCCCACUACACCCUGACAAGGCGGGGUUCGACGUCGACCGUCCUCCUUGGAGGGAGCUCUUGGGAUGGUAUACAAUCCAGGAAAUGCUCAAGAAUCUGUGGGGGAAUCAGGCUCCUGGGGUGUUCGUGGAGGUAGGGGCAGCAGACGGGGAGUUUAUGAGCCAGACGCUUAUGCUGGAGAAGAAUUAUAGCUGGACUGGUCUGUUGAUAGAGCCGGACCCUCGCUCCUUCCGAAUCCUACAGGAGCGCCGCCGCAACGCUUGGACCUCCCCUGUCUGUAUUAACUUAGGGGCAGCCAGACCGCUGCUACUGUGGCUAAGGGACCUGAUAGAGGGCCUCCCACAGGAACUGCAGGGGCUCGUCAUGGCGAGGAGCAAGCUCUCCGACAACAUAGUGCAAGGGGACGAGAAACAAGGCAAGAGAGUGUACGUGCCCUGCCUGCCACUCUCCAAGCUCCUGGUGGCCGCCAACAUGACCCAGAUUGAUCUCCUCACCAUCGCCACAGGUACAGGAGGAGACCACCUCAAGAUCUUGGACGUCACCUUGAACAAAAAAGAAUUUGAUGUUAAGACGCUCCUCAUCCAGUACCCGAGGUCCUACCUGCUUAGUAAACAGUACCCAAUGGUCCCUGGGUACAUAAUGGACAUGGGUCGCUCGGAGCUGCUUGUGAGACUCUACUGGAGGACCUCCCACUGUCGUCUGCUGGAGGAGGGAAAAUGCAGGAGGGUUAAGUAUUACGACCUGUUUGAAGCCUGCAUGAAGUACCUGUGCAUGGACUUCGCUAUUGUCUGGACCGUCAAUUCACAACAAUCAUAGCGCCAGACACCUUCAUGUGUUGACGUUCUGUGUGUGUGUGUGUGUAACAAAUAAGUCCUCCACAAACAAUUGAUGAUCACACUCCUAGUAAAUUCAACCAGUGAAUCACAAGUAUCUGGUCAAAUACCCGAUAGGUAUUGUUGAUGUUAUAAAAAAAACAUAUAUCUUUACUUA